AUGGCUUCAGCUGUUUCUCCAGCAAUUAUGUUUUUUAUUAAACUUGUUGCUGGUCAAAGUUCUGACAAAAUAAAAUUUAUAAGUGAUGCAGCUAAAUUAAGACUUUAUAAUACAUUAUCUUUGUCUGCAAUGGGGGUUCUUUUUUGUAUUUUGGCUGUUUUGGAUCCAAGAGAAAAUCCUUCUAUUUGUUUGGCAAAUAUUUCAUUUUUAAAUUGUGUUUGUAUGUUAAUUGUUCCUUUACUUAAUGAAGUUAUUGCACCCGAAAAUGAACCUCAUGAUUGGGCAAAAGUUUUAUUUAUUCACGGAAUUAUUUUAAAUUUAUCAAAUGCUUUCUUUUGUAUUUUUGCCUCAGCAAAGCCAGCCUCGUGGACAUUAGACACCUUUAAUGGUAAAAAUAAAAGAAUUGCCGCAGCUAUUGAACAACGAAGAAAACGAAAAGAAAAUGAAUCUGGGGGAGAAAAACGUGGACGUUGGAAUAAUAAAAGGGGUAUAAUUUCACCAAUUGAUGCAACAAAUAAUAAAAAGAGAAUAAAUACAAUAAAAAUAAAAAGUGUAGAAUUACCCAGUGUUUAUUAA
Messenger RNA from Meloidogyne enterolobii, 576 nucleotides. The record is from the annotation of a GenBank genome assembly. NCBI's taxonomy places the organism in Eukaryota, Metazoa, Nematoda, Chromadorea, Rhabditida, Meloidogynidae.